Molecule: messenger RNA, 611 nt
Organism: Cephus cinctus (wheat stem sawfly)
Lineage: Eukaryota; Metazoa; Arthropoda; Insecta; Hymenoptera; Cephidae
Exons: 2
Coding region: 218-478 (86 amino acids)
Source: RefSeq, a predicted model, not a curated record
AGGAGGUGGAGAGAGCCCGUGUUCCUAGAUGGUAGGCAGGCUGCGCUGCCGGAGGGGCUCUCCAGGAGGCACGUUCCCACGAUCUCAUGAAUGAACUCGCGUGGCUGCUCAGGGUGGGGGUAACGCCCCUGCCGUCCCUCCCCUGCCAGAUACCCACCUGGUGGGGAUAUUCGCGAGCCGUCCGCCACAGCCUCGGGGGAAGGAACUCGGGGUCACGAUGUCCGAUGUCUUGCUGGCUCCUGGAUCCCCGGCUGCCAGCCUCCUGGUUACUGGAGGAAGGCUCGCGCCUUCGUCGACGGGCAUUGCCACGGGAGUCGCUGAGGCGGCCGCCUGUUACGUGGCUGCGUGGAAGCGGCGAGCGGUCUGCGCAUGCGCGGCUAACCGUCAUUACAAAAUCGUUACUUCAAAGCGAUUCAAGAGAAACCUCGAUGACGGCUUCCGUGCGCGAUCUCUGCAAGAUGGAACGUUCGGGCAGUAAGACGGUGUAGCCGGGCUGAUCGUAUCAAGACAUUGGAAACUGGCGCUGUGCGAAUAAAGCAAGGGACGCCGGAGACAUUAGUAUGUAAAUGACUCGGGGCGCUGUAUGAUUAAUGAUUUACACUAAUAAUGAG